Molecule: messenger RNA, 10043 nt
Organism: Mycena citricolor
Lineage: Eukaryota; Fungi; Basidiomycota; Agaricomycetes; Agaricales; Mycenaceae
Source: the annotation of a GenBank genome assembly
CAGCGUCUGAGUUUCCGACUACCAGCAUCCAGCCUUUGCUCUGGGCUCCGUGCGUCCUAUGCAAAGGGCCGCAUGGCCCCUCAUCUCCCCCAGAAAGCCCUCUAGCUUUUACCUCCGUCCUCACAACAGAACAUUUGUCGCAACGGCCCGGUACUUCAAUCUUUCGGAUGGAUUGGAUGAAGUCAAUGGGUCCUCAUUGGUUGGCGCGUUACAACGUCCAUCACCAAAGACCACCUCACUCGAGACAGACUCGUUACCACAGAAAGCGCAUCUUUUUGACGCCCUCUCCUCUUCAAAUAGCGCGUUGCAGGGUCUUCCCCAAUCUUCACUCGACAUCCUCGCCCAAGUCGACCGUACUCUUCCGGCUAUAUUGGGAGAAGUCGAAACUGACUCGACAUCCAUAUUCGAGGACUGCACCUCAGAAGAAUAUACGGUCGUUGUCAACGCCUUCCACCCCCCCGCUCCGACCUCUUCCCAAACUCUCGAGUCUCUUGUCUCCCAGGAGCAGGAUUAUACUCGAGCGCUGCGUCUACUGGACGAGUUGCAGGCCGUAGGGACUAUCAUCCCUCGUUCACCUAUCUAUGCAGACGCGGCCGUCGCUGUCUUGAAUGCGACUCCCAAGACGGAGGAUGAGGCAGCCAACCAAGUACAUAUGUUGACCCAGUGGGUCUCGCUCCUCCCUGGUGCAGAAGCGCCGGAAGCAUUUCGCUCUGUGUGGGAGCACUUGUGCACUUCGACUUUGGACUCAGUCCGAGUCUAUUCAGCGCUUGCGCUUCUCGGUGUCGAAAAAGGCUUCGCGAAUGAGGUUUCUGCGACCGCCAUGCGUCUGAUCAGCACGCAGGGCGACCUGUCGAGCAUCAAGCACGGCCUAGAGGAGAUCCCCAUCCGGCACGAACGAUACCUCAAAAACUCCAGAUGUACCCAAGCUAUACCCAAGCUGGUCUCCACACUUCGGACGCAGAUCCUGUCAGUCGCCAUCCAGACAUUGGCGAGGGAAGAAAGAUUCGACGAUGCUAUACAACUUGUGCCAGAUCCACUGGAAACGAAUCUGCAUGCCACUCCCUAUGCGUACAACUAUCUCAUCCACAAGUUGCGCGCAACGAAGAACGACGCCUAUCUACCUUAUAUCCAAUUUGUGGCACAGCACAAGUCCGUCGCCCGACUCAAGUCAACGGCAAUUCGCAGGUGCCAUCCUGAACAGCUUGGGUUGUGCAUCCGGUCGCUCGCACAUGCUAAUCGAACGGAUCUGGCCACCGUUCUCCUAGAAGAGGUCGUCCACCUCCGAGUCCCGAUAGGCCUUCGCACCUACACGUUCCUGCUGGAAAGGCUGAGGGCUGCGUCGGGUGACGAUGUUGUCAUUCAACGAAUUGCAGAACUUGCCGAGUCGGCGCAGCCUGACGAUUCGAGCCAGAGUCCCGACUUCGAUUACGGCAAAUCCGUUCAGGUGCUGACACGAUGUUGGUCACUAGACGAUGCUCUUGCACUAGUCUAUCUGUAUCAUCAAAACACCCCCUCUCCGCUCCGUUCCAUCCUUAACAAACUGUUGUGGAGACUGUCCGCAUCCUUUGAUCCUGCAUACGCCAAGGACAUUGCGAGGCUGACCAAGCUGGCCAAACCACCAUCAAAGUCGGUACCGGAGCCAUCACUUCAGUACUGCUUGUCUCUCAAAGCAGGCCAAACUUCUGCGUCUGAUCUAGCAGCCUAUCUGCGGCUUCUGAAAGCGCGUUAUCAAGCGCCGAACCCGCACGGGAUUCCACAGGUGCAUGUUGUAUCGCAUUUCCUCCAUCUGUGCCUGGCUAGCGACCGGCUGCGUGCUAUAUCUCUUCUGCGUAGCGUUGCCUUCAAGCGGAAGGCGUCUAGGCUCUCGUUCAUCGUUGGGGAGAUGGUCUACCAGGAACACUGUGGCAGACCUGAUCUCGUGCUCAGGACAUUCGCUUCCCAUUUCCAUCUGUCUGGCGUUCCCCGAGACUCCGUGUUGCUUCAGCUCUCGCAUCUGCCGGAAGUGGAUCCAACGGACUCGAUUUGGAUAUCUCGUCGACAGGUCAAGCUCCACCCGCGGCCGGAGAUCACCGCUGUGGUUUGGCGGGCGCUGCUCAAAUUGAUACAGGACCACAGCUCUCUGGAGAACCUGUAUCGCUCUUUGCUGGGGGCAGCCAGGACGGGAAAUGCGGAGAGCUCGGUCCAGGCUGGUGGAAUGACAACCGUCCCUCUCAGGAUACAUCCUCACGCAAUGACACCCUUCAUCCGACGACUGGAAGAUGCCUUCGGGGGCGAUCGUGGGGUGCAAGUGGUUCGCGAGAUGAUUCAAGCUGGGGUUCGACCCACGAUUGGACACUGGACCGAAUUGGGUCGGCUGUAUGCAAGGAGAGGCGAUGUCAAGCAAGUCAUGACCGUAUUGGAUCAAGUCGAGUUGUCUGCCACCCAGAACCUUCUUGAACUCGACGUCACCUUCUAUGCCAAUUUGAUCCGCGCUUUGCUCGAUCGGAACAGCGUCCGAGAAGCACAAAUCGUCGAGCAGCGGUUGCUGGCGAGCUUUGAACAUCGUGCUGAGCCGGAAUCCAGUCUAAGUAAAUUCCUUCAUUCGCUCCGUAGGGACAUCAAACAGGCGCAGGUGUGUUGAUUGUUCUUAUGUCAACUGCGCCUCGAUUGACGACUGUUACAGGUGAGAAUCGGAGAUAGGGAACAACAGAAAAAUGUAAAAAAGACUACAUAAUACACAAUUCAUGCCAAAUGCAGAAUAUUGCCAUCGGGGACGGGCCCGCCUGAGCCGUCGAAAGGCACGCCAGGUGCGAUGCCAAAGGCGAGGGGGCCUUGAUUAGUGGUUCCCAUCGCUCCAGGUACGGCCAUCAUCUGCAUCGCUGACAUCGCACCUUGGACGGGCUGGCCUUGGGCGUUAUGACGGGCGAUCUCAGCUUUCGCAUCAUCGAUGACUUUGCGAAUUCCAACUCGUUCCUGGACCAGGGCCAAACGCGCACUUUCCAGGCCUCUCCGCUCCUCCUCGAGGAUGGACUCGAGCUCCUCGAAUUGAUUCAUCUUGACCUCCAGCUUUGUCAAUGUCAAUUUGAUCAGGUUCGCUAGUGACGACCGAAUCUGGGUUUCUUCAGCGUCGGCAAGGGCAGCGGCAGCCUUGCCGGACGACUUGAGAGCCAGUUCUGCCGCGCGCACAGCCUGUGAAUGCGGCACAGCGCGUUUGCCACCAGUCACAAUCGGCGCGUCAAUGGAGUCCGUCUUGGAGUCUUCAUCGCCCACACUCGUCAGAUGCUGCAGAGCAGUCUUGGCACCCUCCGCAGCCACACCAGGGGCGACGACUCCCGCCAGAAACGCCACGACACUCAUCACAGGAUUGUCCGCCUGUUCGAAGGGAAUCCGCCCAUGCCGCAAUGGACCCAUCGACGCUUCCGUGGCCAGAUACGGGUCCUCGAUGGGCAGAGAAAGGAAUUUGCGCACGCAGGCUUGUGCAUUCCGGCUCCCAACAUACUCUUCGACCCGGCCCCAAUCAUCAUCGUACAUUUCCACUGCCUCAAGCAGAAGGAGCACCUCUGCGUCCGUCCAGUCAUCUGAAGCUCCUGGUGUAGCCGCACUAAGCUUCACAAAGUCGCCGCUGAACAUAUGCGAUGGGAAACGGCCGUCCAGAUAGCAAGGCGAACAGAGCGAGAAUUUUUUGUCCUUGAGCGAAUGAUAGCGUGUUUGCGUGCAGUCUGAGCCACAGGUGUCGCAAGAAUACAGACCCGUGGCCGGUCCUUGCGUAGAGCUCGCCCCAUUUGCAAGGUUUUCGGCUUCGGCUGCGUCGAUGGACCGUGCAGAUUUGUUCGAGGUCUGGUAGAUGCUCGAACGCAGCUCCAACGAUGCUGGGGUCGCCGCUGGCUUCUUGGCACCAUUCACAGCAGCAGCUCCGGGAUUAGCAGGACGUGUGCCGGGAUGCAGAGACUGCAGACCGCGUGGUGUGUCGAGGAUGACGCGGAAAUGGCCCGUGAAUGGUGGUGCCAGGGCAGCCGGCCGAGAGUCUGGGUCGACUUGAUAAUUGAUUAGUCCCCAUUGCUCUAAGAAUGCAUGAACACGCAUGAUGGCGCACACGUCGCCGGCAAGAUUUCGACGGCAGGCGGUGACUGUGAGGUACUCCACAGGACGCAGUCUAUAUGUGUUGAUCAUGAAGUCGCGGUAGUCUUUGUAUAUGGCGGGCGUUUUCGAGCGGUUUCGCGAAUUGAAGAACUCGGGCAAAGCGCGCCGCUCGACGGGAUGGAUUUUCGACAUAUCGAACCACGCAGAGAACGAGGGUAUAAUCACCUCGUGUGUCUGCGCGGCAAGAUACUUGCGGGCCUGCUCUUCGAGUCGUAAGCGGGUGGCUUCGAGUUGGGCAGGGUCUUCGUCGUCUUCAUCGUCAUUGUCGUCGCCUUCGUCAUCGCCGCCGUCACCCAUAGAGACGUCUCCACUAUAUUCAUCAUCCCCUUCAGUUUUGAGCUGCCUGACGCGUCCCCCAUUCUCUGGACGACUGGCCCAUUCUUCAGACUGGAGAUUCGCGAUAUCGGUGCUGGGAAGGGGCUCGAGUUCAUUGCGCUUGCCGACAGCAUUGUCCAAGUCAACGGGGAGUGCCCCUUGGUCUUCGUCUAUACGCAUGCGCUUCGAGUCCGAAGCGCCGGGAGAAGGAGAACCAGCGCGUUUUGGCGAGUCCAUGAUGUUGGGAAGUGCAGGCUUGCUGACAGGUAAGCAAGUGCAAAUAACUUGCUCAGCCACAUGCUAGGUAUCGAUAUCAACCCGAUGCGAUGACCCAAUUCGUGCAAACUUAUAGGACAUUGGACUGUUCGAGCACAUGCUACCUACUUUGGUAGAUUGCGGUGUGUUUCAUGACACGAAUCUUUAGGAUUCUCCCUUGGAGGUUUCUGAUGGAAACGAUGCCCUGAAUGUAAACUAGAGAUAAGGAGCACAAAUUUGUUGAUCUUCCGGUGUCAAUUCGCGAUUGGAACUGCGAUUUUGUUGACACGUAGAUUGCAGAGGCUAUCAUUGCGACUCUCCUCGCUGAGUAGUGGCAGGAAAGCUCAAGCCUCAGCCCGUUGUCAAGGUCGGGAGCACGUGCCACGGCCUCAAUCAGCCGCGGUUUGCCCAUUUUGUACUGGUCAUCAGGAUUGGGCUUCUUCUUCACACGACCCACUUACUCCAACAACUCGCUCUCAUUUGCGUCGCAAGGGCCUUCGAGGCAGCGGCAGCUUCACGCCAAUGGCGAUACUAACAGCCGUUCUUGCUCUGUGCGCCCCCCUCAUGGCCAAUGCCCUCACUUGGUCUUUCACCAAUGCGCCGACUCAAUGCGCAAACCUGUCGGUAUCGGUCAACGGCGGCACACCCCCGUACAGGAUCCUCAUCAUACCCUUCGGCACGACCCCCUUGAGCGGAGGCACCGAAGUCCGCAAAAUCCUUGACGAGGCCUUCCCCGGAAACUCUCCGAACACCAGUUUCCAGCUCAAUUACCCUGCAAACUCGCAAUUCGUCGCAGUUGUGAGUGAUAGCACCGGGUUCGGGUCUGGGGGCACCAGUGUCAACUUGCAAGUGGCGAAUUCGAGCGAUAGCAGUUGCUUCAAUCCCAACCAGAAGAGCCAACCGACCUGGGUAUUCUCGAUAAACCCGCUGAACAGUAUCACCUCUUGCCAACCCACACGGCUCUGGUGGGACCCCUCAUCCAAUGCACCUCAAGGCACGCCUCGGUUUGAAGGUGUUAUCCCCGGCGGCAUCUCCUUCGAUAUACCAGUGACGACGGAGACUACGGUUCCUCAGCAGGGCCUCGGGUUUAAUUGGACAGUUUCUUUGGCACCCAUGACUACCGUCAUCCUCGUAGGCGGGGACGAUCGGGGCUUUGGAACAGCCGGCAGUUCGCUCUACAUCGUCGGCAACAACAUUCAGAGCGAUUCGUCUUGCCUCAAUAGCAGUAGCCCCAGCUCCACACCAGGCGCACCAGCGGGUGGAGUAGCCACCAGCACCAGUUCAAGCACCAGCACCAGCACCGGAUCUUCUAGUCCGAAUAGCUCUCAGAAAAGCAACGGUAGUAACGUGGGAGCAAUUGUCGGUGGGACAAUAGGCGGCCUUACGGGUCUCGUUGCGUUGUGUCUGGUCGGUUUGUUCCUCUACCGGCGACGAAGGUAUCACGACGAGGAAAAGAGAAGGCCACGUCCCGAUCUUCUGAAUGCAGACGAAGGAGACGAUGGCGAACAGUCUGGGAACGAACUGCCGCAGUUCUAUCGGCCAGAGCCAUUCGUGGUGCCCGAUCCGACGCGGGCGUCGCUAGGAGGAUUGACGGAGGACGAGCGAAGGACGAGCGGUUACCUGACAGAGGAGGGGCGUCCGCUCAGUGGCUACUAUGCCGAAAGCCACGCAGGAACUCAUGAUCCAUCCAUAAGCAUGAGUACCGCGACGAGGAAGACGGGAAUGCGGCAAAUGCGACCAGUCAACAUCAUCCAGCAUUCCGACGCUGGUCCCAGCCAGCCCCUUGUCGGGGGAGAAGAUGAUGAGCCCGAAACAGUGGAACUACCUCCUGCAUACACGAACAUCCCGUCGGGAAGCACGGCCCCGCCGCCUGUAGAGUCUUGACCGUGCCAUGGAUUGCCACGGUAUGUGGCGGCUGAGCUCGGAGAUGGUUUCGUUGACCGCAUUCUCAUGACAUUCAUUUCUUAACAUGUGGACAUAUCUGAUAUCCCAACUCGUCUGCUUUCGCCUGUGGAUUGCAGACGCUGUACUACUGUAUCGUGACCACAUCUCCCUCACACCUGUCAUCUAAGUACCAUAUCCUCCAAUUCAAUACCUUUCCAUUGCGGUCCAAUCAUGCGCGCUGUGCACUGCAUGAGGAACGGUACAUUCUGGGUUUGCAUCUCUUUUACGGCACCCAUGCUUGAGUACAAGGGCCUGUCAAAGUAGCUAUCAGUCUUCAGUACUAAGUACAGCCAUCAAGCAUAUGGAUGCACAGCUUUUCAGGUCCCUCAUGUUUUCCCGGAACUGUCAGGAUGCACUCAGCAGGCACUUGAAACAUUGGAGCUGAGCGACAGAACUUCUCACGGCGCCAAACACACAAGGUCAAAGGUGACUGAAAAAGCCAGCUUUUUUAGGGUGCCGCAUAGAAUGUGCCGCAUAGAAUAAGAAACAGGCUUGGGAUGGUGCACAUAACGGCUCUCCGCUCAAUUUACUUGGAGGAUUCACAUAAUUGAGUCAAGGCUCUGUACAAUCAGAGUGGAGCUUCAAUCCACAUGUCAGGUCUCGCAUCUGAGCUCCAGACUAUUCACAGGUACAAACCGUUGGAAACGCCAGAAACGCGUCGUGCGCGAAACCGGUCCAACAAGUGAAACCCGUGAUCGCGUUCCUCAAAAGGCAUCUGCUUACUUACCUGAGUGCUACAUGCUUCGCCAGCGUCUCCGGUGCAUCCAUCGCCGAACUACAAAGCCCACUAUCAUUUAUCGCCAUGGCCAAUCCUCUUCCCUUCCGUCCCCCUAGCAUGAUUGGCGCUACAGCGUCAUUCUAUGACCCAUCUGACCCCCAACAGUGGCAUUACGCCGCUGCCCAACAGCAACAUCAACAGGGCUCGUUUGAAUUCUCAUACCCUCCCCCCAAUACGUCCUACGAUGAGUUACUGGCUCAAUUUUACCAAGCUCAAGCUCCAAGCCAAGCUCCGCCGCCGCCGCCACCUCCACAUGCAAAUCCUCAGUAUCCGCGCUAUACCCCGCCCCCCGACUCCGCAUACCAUCCGGUCAAUAAGCCAGCGAAUGAACGACCUCGCAGUGUGAACAAUGCUCCACCGAGUUCGGCACCUGCUUCUGAUGCUUCGCCCCCCUCAAGCACUUCACGGUCGAAACGAAAACGUGUUGCCAAACGUCCUCCGCCACCAGCAGAUCCAGCCUAUUCUGAUCUCAGCGGGGACUCAGACGAUGGCUUCGUUUCGUAUAGCGGAAGUGCGCCCAUCAGCGUGGGUAUGGGUGGACUGGGCGUCCGCAGUAAGGGUGCACGCCUGCCUGGAGCAUGCACGCACUGCAAGAAAUUGAAAAUGAAAUGCGAUUUCGGGCCUGUGCUCGGCGGGAAUGCGGAAAGCGGAGAAUUGGACAAUACUUGCAGACGAUGUCGUGCGCAUGGGCAUGUGUGCAUAGUGGAAGGGAGGAAGCCAAGAAGUGCACCAAACAAACGGGAGUAUUUGCUGGCCCAGAUUCGCCAGAAGGAUGCCAUCAUCGAAUCACUGCUGAAGCAGUUGCACAAUCCUUACAUCGCUACUCCCCUGUCGAUUGCAUCAUAUCGGAUGGCAACUUCGCCGUCUGAUGCAACUAACCGCAACAUUCUGGCCUGGUUGGAUCGACUGCAAGCGAGUGUUCGCGCUGGAUCCGUCGAAUCAAGCGCAUCCACGUCCUCGAAUCCGUUCGCCGGUGCCUCUCCAGCUCGUAAACCAAACUCGGGAGGCUUCGCACAGUCGGUCAAUCGACACUUCCACGCUACACCUGAGGACGAUGAUUCAGAGGACGAGGGCCCCAGCAACGAGGACGAGGACACAGACGAUAAUGAAACCGAAUUGGGAGAAUCAUCUGCGCUACCGGAUGCCAGUGUCCCCAUCGGACUGAUCGCAAAUUUGAGUCUGAGCAGCAACCGUGGAAAGGAGAAGAGGGGGUCGUCGGUCCCCGGGGAUGGAUCCGAGGAUCUAGAUGAUGACAAUGUCGGUGUUGCCAAUGCUGCGUACUUCAUGCCGGGUCCAGCAACGGAUCUGGACAAACGGGCGCAGCUGAUCGAACAACACAGUCCGCCAGAAAUUCUUAUCCACGGACUGGUUGUGCCGGAGGAUGUGGAUAGACUAUUUGAAAUAUUCUAUACUCGUGUCAAUCCGUUUGUUGCUCUUCUCGAUCCCAAGUUGCACACGCCUGCAUCGACCUUCGCGAGAUGCCCAUUCUUGUUCACCGUUAUCUGUGCCAUCUCGUCACGAUACUAUCCCGAAAAAUCGGAAAUCUAUCCAAUCGCUAUGCACUUCGCCAAACAUUCGGCUGCAAAUGCAUUGAUUGACGGUUGGAAGUCUGUCGAACUCUGCCAGGCUUAUAUUCUCAUGAGCAUCUUCGCCGUCCCGGCCCGCAAGUGGGAAGAAGACCGAUCAUGGCUCUACACUGGGCUUGCCAUCCGGCUCGCUACGGACUUGAAUCUGCACCAAGUGCCGAGCAGCAAGGCUUUCAUCAAGGGCAAAGGAGUCGAGCGGGAGAUGAACGAGAGGGAGAUACUCAACCGGACCAGGGUGUGGAUGAUUUGCUUCAAUCUCGACCGCUCGACGGCGACACAGUUUGGAAAACCGUCCACGAUCAAGGAAGAUUACAUACUGCGUCAUGGGAGCGACGACUGGUAUAAAAAAUCGCCAUACAAUUCAACAUUCGAUGUGCACAUGUGUUGUUACACGGCUCUCCUUCUGCUCGUUGCGAGAUUCCACGACGAUAUCUUCUCCGAUCCCACUUCGCCCAGUGGGCUAAACAAGCACGUGGAUUUCCACUCCGUGACCCUCGCCCACGAUGCCAAGCUCGAGCGGUUCACUGAAGAGUGGGGGCUUCGUUUGGCCCAGGAUUCUGAUCCGCAUGACCGAAAGUGCCAGCUACGGUGCAAAUUGUUCCCUUUCUUGGUAUCGUACUCGCGGCUGGUCAUGUUCUCCUUUGGGUUCCAGCAGGCCUAUCAGCGCGGGCUGCAGCCUGCGGACCAUAUUUUCUUUACGAAAUGCUUGGAAUCAGCCCAGGGUGUUCUGCGGGGGAUGAUCGAUGGGUUGGCUCCGACAGGGUUUAUGCGCUAUGCCCCGGAUGGCCACUUCAUCUUUUCUGCCUUUGCGUCGGCGUUCCUGCUCAAGCUUCUGCGGCCGGAAUUCUCGCAUUUGAUGUCCAAGGAGGAAGAGAACAAGGUGUACGAUCUCAUCGGACGGCUGAUCCAGACGCUGAGUUCGCCGGAGAUUGCGAUCGACGAUCGGCAUACUCCCAAGUUGUAUGCCCGCUUUUUGGCGGGGCUGCUCUCGAAACAUCGGAGGGACGGUGCGACGGUUGGACGAUUGCAGCAGACUCAGUCGAUUG